Letharia columbiana is the source of this 2154-nucleotide messenger RNA. RefSeq lists its product as uncharacterized. The coding region runs from base 1 to 2154 and encodes 717 amino acids. The record is from RefSeq and is a predicted model, not a curated record. The transcript has 4 exons. Gene Ontology annotation, cellular component: cytosol; nuclear body; kinetochore. NCBI's taxonomy places the organism in Eukaryota, Fungi, Ascomycota, Lecanoromycetes, Lecanorales, Parmeliaceae.
AUGCCUUCAGCAGUCAAUGGCCCCAACUUUGAAGAAGCACUCGACCACGUGAUAUUAGGCAUGUUUACUUCUACCAACACCCCACAAAACGUUAUCCUGACAGUGCAGACAGCGUCGGAAAUCCAAACGAAGAAGAAGUAUCCCGUGUUGAAGACUCAUCUAGAAGAGAUUCAGUCUCAUGCCCAGCAACAUGGCUUAACGACCGCAACCCUAAAGCGACUUCUUGAAGUGCUGACAUCCCCCAAUGCCCUCGACCAUACGACUCAAAAGGCAUUAUUCAAGAUCUUGUAUCCUGCUGGCCAGGUUCCUUCUCAUUUAAUAUGUAUGGUUGUGAAUGCUUUGGGCUAUGGCAGUCGAAAAGCUUCGGUGUCCAACCAGCAACUGCUGCUGAAAUGGAUGAAUGUGAUUCACGAUGUUCUAGAAGACAAUUCGAUAUUGUCUAGCCUCUACAGCGUUUUCUUCAAUCUCCUGGACAUGAAUAGUCUACGCGCGGAUCUAUGCCCUCUCCUUGCUCAAAUUACCAGGAGGAAACAUGUCAGACCAUUUCGAGUCCAGAUGCUGCAAGAUCUCAGCCAGAAGGUUGGUCGAGAGCCUGCUCUUUCGAAGAUCAUGCAGAUCUAUGAUACCUAUGCUCCAGGUAUGUUAGAUGUCAAGAAAUCAACCGGUCGAGUUCCAGAGUUCUCACAUCCCGAUCCCGAAUGGGCCAAUCAGCUCCAAAGGAUCCUGGAGAAAGCAGAUCACCUGUCUGCGGAUCCCCUUCAUCAACGAGAGGCGACCCCAUCUUUUCGCCGAGGACCCAAGAGACUACGAUUAUCAGCCUCAGUAGAGGGAUCCUACAGUCUCGACCGAAUCGACAAUGCAGAAGAUCUGGUCAACAACGUGGAGAAAGUCAGGAUCACAGGGCUAGCAACCUCAGACCUAGACGACCCAGUACUGCAAAUCUACGUGACGCUUGGCUCUGAGGAUAGUCACACAGAGGACGUCAAUGAAUGCCUCUCCAAAGCCUUCAUGCAGCAACACGAGAGCUUAACGAGUGGUCGAGAUGCGAAGAAGCCGCUAGUGGAGGUCCUGGACGAGGCUUUAGCAUACACACAAUACACCAAAACGUUACCCAAACCCGUGAUGACCUUCCUAGAAAAGUACCUACCAGAAUGGCUACCACCGCAACACCAAGGAAUAAUCUUAGAUCUCUUAUCCCACAUCCCCCUCAAAACAUUCUCCGCCCUCCAAACCACCCUCCUCAACCCCCUGGAAACCGCUCUCCUCAGCGCCCCAACCAUCACCAACCCCCUCCCCACCCUGCUGACCUUCUACACCACGCUCCUCACGAAGUGGACCGCCCCUCUUCUCUCCUCGCCAUCCGCACCAACACCCAGCCAAGUAGCCAUCCUCCUCGGGCUAGCCAAGCACACGAAUUUGCUAACGCAAACCCUCCUCACAACAUCACCCACCGCAUCCACCAUCUCCCUAAUACUAACGCACCUGUCGUCCCUCCCGCUUCUGGUCGCACCACCCCUGUCGAUCCCCCUGCCACCACCACCGCCAUUAACAACGUAUCUGAUCAUCUUCACAGCACCAUCACUCUCAACCCUAUCACGGCUCUGCUCGCUGCUCACCAGCUGGAAAGUGGCUUUCGAGAGCAACGCCAGUACAGCCCGGGAUCAAGGGCAAAUCGAAUCGCUAAAUGCAGCAUUGAUGGACACGUGCAACCUGCUCUUCCGCUCUCGGGCUUUCAAUGCCGCGGAUGGACAUGCGUUGGGUUGCCUCAUCCCACCGCCUGUGGUGACUAGUCUCUCGACCUAUACGAGCGGAUUGGAUCCGCCGCAACCGCUCACGAGUCUCUUUUCACUGAGCCACAACCCAAAUGUGUCGGCCUUGAGUAUUACCGCUUUUCGCGAGGUAGAGGAUUCUGCUGAGGACAAGCAGCCGGGGAGUGUAGCUGUGAGACAUGCUGGACCGAUCACGACGAAAAGUCUGGCGCAGUUGGGAAGGGAAGGCGGUGUGAAGAUGGGGUGGAAGGAGUACAGAGUACUCGUGCUGAGAUGGUUGGAGGGUGUUGGGGUCAGUGGAAUUGCAGACUUUGGGGCAGCGACUAUGCCCGGCAUGAAAGGUGGGCAGGAUGCGGUAGCUAGAGCGAAAGCAGGAGUGGCAUGA